Messenger RNA from Effrenium voratum, 264 nucleotides. The record is from the annotation of a GenBank genome assembly. Lineage: Eukaryota; Dinophyceae; Suessiales; Symbiodiniaceae.
AUGCAGGUGCUCCUGCGCGGGGACACCUGCUUUCAGAAGGUGCGGAACCUCAUCGAGUCGGAUCUCUUCGGGUACAUCAUCACCAGCCUGGUCAUGGUGAACGCAGUAAUCAUCGGCGUGGAGACAGACUUCGCGGCGCGGAACGGGGGCGCCGGCAAGUUGCCCUACUCCCACGCCAUCGGCCAAAUCUUCUGCCCACCGCCCGAAGAAACGAAGGGGGGAGGGGGCAUGUGGAGCUCGCAGCAGAAAGGUUUCAAGGAUUGA